AUGUUUUCUACCACACUGACAGACGCCUACCGAGAUGAGCGCCCCGGAAUCCGCAUCGCCUACAGGACUAACGACCAUAUUCCCAACAGCCAGCGCACGCAGGCCUCACCACGUUACUUCAUGACUACUGUCCACGAUCUGCCCUUCGCGGACGACUGCAUGUCAAACACUGAGACAGAAGCAGACAUACAGCGGAGCAUGCACCUCUUUGCCUCCGACUGCGCCAAUUUUGGACUGACCAUCAACACAUGCAGUGUUUAUCGUAUCCGCGUCAACGACACCCAAAUGAAGACCGUGAACAGCAUCGCCUACUUGGGCGACACACUCGCGCUGCAUUAA
Messenger RNA from Spirometra erinaceieuropaei, 339 nucleotides. The record is from the annotation of a GenBank genome assembly. NCBI's taxonomy places the organism in Eukaryota, Metazoa, Platyhelminthes, Cestoda, Diphyllobothriidea, Diphyllobothriidae.